Aethalodelphis obliquidens (Pacific white-sided dolphin) is the source of this 2549-nucleotide messenger RNA. It is a transcript of the gene ZC2HC1B, whose product is annotated as zinc finger C2HC-type containing 1B. Lineage: Eukaryota; Metazoa; Chordata; Mammalia; Artiodactyla; Delphinidae. The record is from RefSeq and is a predicted model, not a curated record. The transcript has 8 exons.
AUGGCUGAGGCAGAACCAUUCUUAGCAGAUGGCAAUCAGGAAUUAUUUCCCUGUGAAGUCUGUGGAAGACGCUUUGCAGCAGAUGUUCUGGAAAGGCAUGGACCAAUACGUAGAAAACUGUUCAACAAAAAGCGUAAACCUUUCAAUUCCUUAAAACAAAGAUUACAGGGCACUGACAUUCCCACUGUGUGGAAGGCUCCUCAAUCCAAGCCUUAAUCCAUGAGAAAAUCUAACUGGAGACAACAACAUGAAGACUUCAUUACUGCGAUUCGAUCAGCAAAGCAGUGUACACUAGCCAUUAAAGAAGGCCAGCCUCUCCCACCUCCACCCCCUCCGUCCAUCAACCUAGAUUAUAUUCGGUGUCCAUAUUGUAUGAGGAGAUUUAAUGAAACCGCAGCCACUCAACACAUUAAUUUCUGCAAGGAUCAGUCUUCUCGCCGAGUCUUUUAUCCAGCCCAGACAGCAGCCAAAUUGGCAACCAGGGCACAGGGUAGGGUUCAGAUGAGUCCAAAAGGAGGAACGACUGUAACCAGUGCUGUGGGAGCUCUGCUGCAGAACAGGGCCCUGGAGGCCAGUGUGGUCCCAACCAGGCCAGGAUUAGCAGUGGACCCUGCUUCUGGAGCAAAACUCAGACAAGGAUUUACUAAACCUAAAAAAAGAUUAACUCCUAGAGGCCAGACUGGCUCCCUAAAAGUCCUCAGCCUGGAUGGCUGUGUACCCAGGAAAGCCACCUAAGGGGAAGGAUGGGGAGGCAUCUGUUUACAUGCCCAUGAUUUCUCUUGAGACAUCAUGUAGAACAAGUAAAAACUAGCUUCAAAUUUUCUUAUCUACUCCCUUCAAAAUUUUCCCCCCAAAUCGUUAAACAACACAUCAACCUGUAUGAUAAUGCUUGAUUUAAAGAUUCAUUUGAAGCUUUUUUUUUUAAGUGGACAUUUAAUAAGCUUUUAAAGAAAAUGUUGCUUUGAUAUUAGAAACUUUUAGUGAAACAGUCUUCGGUGUACUAACACUAUUGCUUUCUAGGAAAAUCAUUUUUUACCUAACUUUAUUCUAUAUAAUAGCUGUGAAAUGUCAGCUUUGUUAUUUGCUUCUAAUGAACAUUAAACUAUAAUUAGUAACCAUUCCUAUUUUAAAUGUCCAUCUGUAUACCAUGUAUAAUUGUCUCACACCAGUGUACACAGUUGAUUUUGGGGGAACACUACAGUGGAAGGAACAGGUUACAGUAACCUUCCCACCCUGUGGAGAGGAUGCUCUAAGUGGCCUCAGGCCAUUUAUUUAUCAUGGCCAACUUGGAAGUCAACUGUUCAUUUCACCAUUGGUUUAUGUAGCUCUGUUGGGAGGUGGUGUCCCAACUAUUUUUUUCCCUUGGUCAUCUUAAGGGUUAGUAAACUCUUUUUGUAGAGUCAUUUAUACUUAACUCUUGCUUUUUAAUCUAAGAAUUUUUUAUCUUUUAUUAAACUCAGGGAAUUUUAUUUAGGAGUAAGCCAUCUUUUUCUAAUUAGGAGAAUACCGACCUACUCCCACCUGUGGUACAGCAAACAUGACAUCUGAAAGUCUUACAAUCUGUAUUUUGGGAACUAAAUGCUAUGUUUUAUGCUCAGGUAAAUCAGGUAUGUGUUCUGGAAUUGACUGAAGACUCGUAAGCCACAUAAAAGUAUUUAUGGAACCUUCUGUAAAUGGAAUUUGGGAAGCUUGAGCUGAGGGGAGCUGCCACUCUACCGCUCUCCGCUUGCUCUGAGAGACUGCCUUCCCUUGGAGAGGUAAGUGGAUUUGUGAACUGAGACAUCCCAGAGCAGUAGAUUCCUACUGACGAGGUAACCUGUGUCCCUCUGUCUCAUUUUCUUCCCCGCAAGUGAAACCGUAGUUUAAGGACCCACCAUGUCAGUUCCACACAUGCAACAGCCCGGCCCCAGGUAGCUUAUCUACAAUGCCUCCCACCCUUUAUGGUCAUCAGUAUCACCUUUAAGGACUGUGAACCAGUUUCUCACAUUUGGCUAAUAUGCUGCUUUAAUGGGCGAACGAACUCAAGGUUUCCCUUUCUCUACCCACCCCCACCCUAUUUCGAGGUAAAACAAGCAAAAAUAAACAGUAUUAUGGGGGAAUACUUUCUGAAGAAAUCCCAAUAUGAAAUAAUUUCUAAUUUGUCCUAGAAAUUAAUAGUAAACACGAUUGUAAAACGGGAUCAUGGUAGCCUAGCCUAGACAAAACUUUAGUAGCUAGUAUUCUGACCUUAUAUAUCAGAAAUAAAUUACAUAGCAUUCUGGAAGGAUUCAGAAUGUUAUACAGUAAUUUUUAGAAAUAAGUUCUUAGCACUGUGAAUUUAAUGAAGCAUAUAAGCUCGUACCUUAAAUCAUAAUUAUUUUACUCAAAAAAAAGAAGGGGGGGUUAGUUUCUAAAAGAUGCUGACUAGAGGUCAGAAUAGUAGUUUCUGUAGGGGAUGUAAUGGCCAGGAGGGGGCAUGAGGGAGCCGGCCAAGGAACUGGAACUGUUUUCUAUCUCAGUGUGGAUAGUUCCGCGGUGUGGUUGUAUAUAAAAAUUAAUCGAGCCACGUG